Molecule: messenger RNA, 264 nt
Organism: Linum tenue
Lineage: Eukaryota; Viridiplantae; Streptophyta; Magnoliopsida; Malpighiales; Linaceae
Source: the annotation of a GenBank genome assembly
GCUAGGAGGUACGCGUGGGCGGCAGGAGCACUUGCUUAUCUGUACAGGCAGCUUGGUAUUGCCUCCCGGGCGGAGGCUAAGGGAGUGGCGGGUUGUCUGACUUUACUACACUGUUGGAUUUACGACCACUUUCCUACCUUGAGACCUAGUCGGUUGGAGCCACGACAGUUGGAGCAGGGGCAGGCAGGAGCAUUCAGGUGGCGCGGUAUCUCACCCCAGUCGACGAAGAAGAGGGAUGCACAGAUGCUGGCUUAUUAUCGGUAG